Messenger RNA from Trypanosoma rangeli, 2478 nucleotides. Its product is annotated as trans-sialidase. Gene Ontology annotation, molecular function: exo-alpha-sialidase activity. Lineage: Eukaryota; Euglenozoa; Kinetoplastea; Trypanosomatida; Trypanosomatidae. The record is from RefSeq and is a predicted model, not a curated record. The annotation marks the transcript as partial. The transcript has a single exon.
UUGCUGGUCGCGCACUUCACCCCAUCAGAGAAUGAAUGGGAGCCUUUGGUCGAUACGGAGGGUGAGGGUUGCCACAAUCCAUCGAUUGUGGAGUGGGGCGAAGUCGAUGACCGACGCAUCUUUAUGAUGGCUCCCUGCACGGAUGGCUCAUAUUACGUAUACAGGUCUUAUACGUCUUUGAAGGCUUGGCGUGACGGUGCGCCAAUUUCCCGCGUGUGGGGCAACUCACGUGAUAGAAAAGGGGAGGGCGUGCGAAGUGGUUUCAUCACUGCAACCAUCGAUGGAAAGAAGGUGAUGCUGCUCACCACGCCGGUGUAUUCUGAGGAGAAGGGAAAGGGUCAGCUGCAUCUUUGGAUGACAGACAAUGUCCGUGUGCACGACGUUGGGCCGGUAUCCAGUGAAACUGAUGACGCCGCCGCCAGCUCCCUGCUUUACAGAGCUGACCAGAAGGAGUUGAUUUUACUGUACGAGAAGAAGAGCGGAGAUUCAUACAGUCUUGUCGCCGUGAGCCUGACUGAGCAGCUGGAGCAGAUAAAGAGCGUGGUGAAGGCCUGGAAAGAUAUGGACACCGCACUAAAAAGCUGUGCUUCCACUGGCACUGUUGACCCGCGGAUAAAGAAUGUGUGCAAGGGCCCUAUUCCCACGGAAGGGCUGGUUGGCUUUUGGUCCAACAGUUUGGAGGGGAAUUUAUGGAAGGACGAGUACCUCGGAGUGAACGCAACGGUGCAUGGUGGGAAUGUGGCAGGCACGGAGGGGGGUGUGAGGUUCCGAGGCGCAGCAGCGGGGGCGGAGUGGCCGGUGGGCAAGCUAGGGCAGAACCAGCCGUACUACUUUGUGAACAACGAGUUCGCUCUUGUGGCGACGGUGAUGAUUAACGCGGUACCGAAGGAAGCCAGCACCCCUUUGAUGGGUGCGAGGAUGAAUGACAAUGCCGGCACUGCGCUCUUUGAGCUGUCCUAUACGAAUAAUGGGAAGUGGAGGUUCAAACUCGGUAACGCUGAAGCUGGAGAGGAUGACGAUGAUGCCAAGUGGGAGCCAAACAAAACUUAUCAAGUGGUGGUGGAAAUGAAAAUAAACGAGUGGUAUGUGCACGUUGACGGGAACAAUAUAUACGACUACGAAGAAGAUGAUGAUGACACCGUUUCUGACGGGGUGGAAAGGCUGUUCAAGUCGCACCGGAUCUCGCACUUCUACUUUGGCGGCGACAAUGUGGCGGUAGGCACGACGACCAGCCACGAUGUGACGGUGUCCAGCGUCCUGCUGUACAACCGCCUACUAAUCUCUUCUGAGGUCCCACAACUUAAUGCCAACAAAGUCGCACUUCCAACACCAGCUGCUGAGGAACCAAAACCUGAAGAGGAGGAUUCUCCUGGGACUUCUGAUGAUGGUGGGAAUACAGAUUCUGAGACGCCGUCUAACGGCGACCUCAAUCAGGAAAACCCUCCGAACACAGGUCUGAAUGUCGCCGACAUGAAUAAUGGUGGGGAUGCCUCUUCUCAGGCACCGGAAAUUUCACCACCACAUCCAGCGCCCCAGCCCUCAACAACUGAACAAAAACAGUCACAAGAAGAAGACGACGACAUAUCUGCGGGGGAGGAUGAAAGACCACUGCCAUCAAAGGAAGAAGACGAGGUUGACGAUAGAGCCAUUGAUGAUGCUGAAUUAUAUUUUGACGGCGAAACCCCUGAAGGAGUGGUUGAUGAAGAGGAGCUGGAAAAAGAAGGGUUACGUGGCGAUGUUGAAUCGGAGUCUCCGUCGCCUUCAUUGUCGAAGGUGAGCGCUGGUGCUGAUGGACCCGGCGACGGUAAGGCGGAUGCCACUGAGAACGUCCCUUCGCAGCACGAGCCCGACGGGAACCAUGUGCAGCAAAGCAGUCAGCCUCAGGUUGAAAAUGAAGAAGUGCCGUCAGUGAACCCGAAGACGUCAGUGAGAAGCAAACACUCGAUCUCGAAGCGGAGACCACUGCUUCAGGUGCGGCGGUGGCCCCAGGCGGCAGCCCUGCUGCAAACAGUGAUGCUGGGGAUAACCCUCCGGUGCCUGCGGAGCCCCCACAACCACCGCCGCCGUCGAGUGGUGAGAACGACAGAGAAGCUGCGAAGGAGCAAACAAACGAUAACGCAGCAGGUGCCGCUCUACCAGGCGCUGGCGCCGCAGCAAGCGGAGCUGCAAACCCCAGUGAGAAGCACACGCCUGGCCCCGAAGCGGAGGCCGCUGCACCUGAAGCGGCGGCGGCCCCAGGCGGCAGCUCUGCUGCAAACAGUGACGCCGGGCAGGCUCCCACGAAGGACACAAGCGACAUUUCUCCGCCUGGCGCAGUUGGGGUGCCUAAUGGAGACAAUAAGAAGGCAUCGCAGGGAGCCGACAACGCCCCGGCUAAUAAAACUGCUCCACCCAAACCUCAGGCGAUUCCCCCGACACGCAACGCGGCAUCGCUUUCUGGCAACGUCUCCGCUACCUUCAAGAACAUUACUGGCGUGA